UGCUGCUGUUGUUGCUGUGAUGCAGUGCCGUUCAAGAACGACGCGGUGAAGAAGGCGGUGCUGCGCGAGCAGAUGAAGCUGGAGGCCACCAAGAUGGGCGUCCCCAUGGAGGUGGUGGCCGUCACGCAGGAGCAGCUGCAGCACGAGGCCGAGGCCGACGACCCGUUCGCCAAGAUGGUGAAUCGCGGCGCCAAGCCCGAGAGCAAGAAGAGUCCGCCAGUGCAGGCCAGCAGCCCAAAGCAGAAGAAGGCGCCAGCACCUGCAGCAGCAGUGCAGGAAGACGAAGAGGAGGAAGAAGAAUUCGAAGAGGAGAUAGCAGCACAGUAUGCACAGGACGCGUCCAAGGCCGGCGGAUCGUGCGCCGUCAUGUGAUUGUCCCCACUUCAACGUGCCGGUGGACGUUCUGUCCAACGUGCGUCCAACUAGCGAUAUGCGUGCCGAAUAUAAGUCGAUCUAUUUUUAUCCAAUCACAUGGCCCAGAAAUCGUUCGAUUGCGGUUCGGAAGGUGGCGUUACACUUCUUCCGGCGCUUCCAGCAAGCCGAUUCUCGGCUCGGCGCCGCCCUCCACGACGCGCCGCGUGACGCCACACCCGCCGCUCCUUAUUCCUCACCUGACUAGCAGCAGCUAGGCGCCUCCGCCGCGCUCGCCCGACCCCUGCAGCCCGAGAAAAGUCCGCCGCAAUGACCAGCAACGGCGCGCUCCAGUCGCCGCUGGUCAUCUCGACGCUGCCGCGCCCGCCGGCCACCGCCGGGGCCCCGUCCACAGCUGGCGGCAUCUCGGCCGCUUCCUUGUCGCCUGCGCCGUCCUCCGCCAGCGCGUCCUUCUCGCCGUACGCCAAGAACCCGGCGCUUAACGCCAGACGCGUCGCCAUGGAGGGCAAGAGCCUCUUCACGUGCCACCAGUGCGGCGCACUGCUCAAGUUCCAGUACAACCCCGUGUCCAUCGAGGAGAAGAUCAUGAAGCUGCGCUCCGUGGCCUACGAGCACCCGACGGAGGCGUGCGAGCCGCGCGACAGCAAGGGAGACGACGACGAGGACCAGAUCCCCCGACUCACGGAGGGCACGGACGCCGGCGAGACCACGGACGCGGACGAAGAGGAGGAGGCCGUGCAGGCGGCCAGGUCCUCGCUCAGUCAGCUGCAGCAGCAGAAGACGCCCGCUGUCGUGCCGGAUAUCGUGUGGGAGCGACAGCGUCUCGACAGCAGCAGCGACGUGGACGUCUGGGCCCCGGCCGAGUUCGACCUCAUGAACGGCAUCGCGGCGUUCACGAGCUGCAACCGUGGAGACAUUGGACAGAACAUCGCUGACGUGGUGCCCGCGCGACUGCUGAACAAGCCGCACCUGUGGAUCUCGGACUGGGAGGUGGAUCACUCGCUCCCGCACUGCGACGAGGAAGGCUGGGUGUACGCGGCGUCGUACGCGGACUUUGGCAGGAUGGAGGAGCCGCGUGUGUCGGAAGAGAAGCGAGCAGAGCGGAAGAGCGAAGAAGACGCGUCUGAACUGAAGAGCGAGUCGAACGAUGAACGUCUGGUGCGACGUCGUCGUUUAAUCCGCAAGCGCCGCAUUGAUGGCAGCGAUCUCAGCUGGUUCCAGGAGCUACUUGACUGCAGGUAAAGUCUGAUCACGAGCUGGCGAGGAGAAGCUCAUGGCUGACUGACGAACUUGUUUGUUGUGAAUCGGUGAUGACUUCCAGCACGCUCUUGCUGAAAAAGCGACUGCCAACUUGCCAUGAUUGCGAAGCCACAGUGCUCUCCCGAUUCACCCAGUACGUGGCAUUAUAUGGUACUGCUGCACUGUGUUAGAGAAAAUAAUGGUGGUUGUGACUGGUUUAUUAGGGCGCUGGAUGAGUUGGAAGAGGAUCGAGCCCAGUACGAGGGGUUCAUGACGCAGUUUACUGAAGAGGAACGUGCUUCUGCGCGAGCUUUCAGCGUGAAUGGCGACUACGAUGAUGACGAGUGGAAUGAUGACCCAGAGCUUCGCGCGCUGGAGGAAGAAGAGCGUCGACUAAAGUCUGAACUGGAGGCGAUCGAAGACGAGACCGCGCAAAUAACAGCGAAGAGGCAAGACUUGUGGUCCACGGGAACGGACCUUGAGCAGUUGAUUCACGGAACCUUCGCCGAGGGCGCCUACUUGCAGCACUUGCU
Messenger RNA from Phytophthora sojae, 2144 nucleotides. RefSeq lists its product as hypothetical. The coding region runs from base 682 to 1614 and encodes 310 amino acids. The transcript has a single exon. NCBI's taxonomy places the organism in Eukaryota, Oomycota, Peronosporomycetes, Peronosporales, Peronosporaceae. The record is from RefSeq and is a predicted model, not a curated record.